AUGUUACUGUUUGCACUUUUGUCUGAGUCAAAGCUGGAGACGUGCCAUAAAGAGGAGCGUCUCCGGUGUCACCUGCAGCACCUGCACCUCCGCUCAGGAACACUGACACUGAAGGACCACAGCGGAGCAGAAAAACCUGGGUUCCUUGGUCUUCCAGAAGCCGUGAUGGCCCGCCCCCUGCUGUGCCCCCUGCUGUGCCCCCUGCUGUGCGCCCUGCUGUGCUGCUCUGUGCAAACUUCAUCAGUCUUCCAGGACGUCCGCUCUGCCCACUCCCUGCUGAGGACUCGAAGGGCCAACACCUUCUUGGAGGAGCUGAAGCCCGCUAACCUGGAGCGGGAGUGUGUAGAGGAGAGGUGUGACUUUGAGGAGGCCCGCGAGAUCUUCCUGACCAGAGAAACUACACUGGAGUUCUGGACGGUCUACACAGAUGGAAACCAGUGCCGCUCCAACCAGUGCGUCCAUGGUGCCUGUGUGGACCUGUUCCAAGCCUACGCCUGCCGCUGUGACCCAGGCUUUGAGGGACACUACUGCGACCAGCCUCAGAUCUACAGAAACUGUUCCGUAGACAAUGGCGGCUGUGACCACAACUGUGAUGAGAACGAGGAAGAGGUGCGCCGCGUCUGCAGCUGUGUGGAAGGAUACAAACUGGAGGCCGACCACCGCAAGUGUGUGCCCACAGGUCAGUCCUCGUGUGGACAGCUGCUCAUCAGCCGCUCCUCUUACUCUGAGCCGGUGGAGGGUCUGCAGCCCUGGGUAGUGGGGGGAGAAGUCGGCAAGAAGGGAGAGAGCCCCUGGCAGGUGAUGGUGCUGAACGCCCGUGGUGGGCUGCACUGUGGGGGGGUCCUGAUCGACCGCAGCUGGGUCCUGACAGCUGCACACUGUCUGCAGAGCAUCGUUCGCUUCCGGGUCCGACUGGGAGACUACGAUCGGCUGCGUGACGAGUACACUGAGGUGUUGCUGCGCGUGGUGCGCUCCUUCAGACACCCACAGUACAACAGCCGCACCAUGGACCACGACAUCGCUCUCUUGCGGCUGGAGAGCCCCGCCCCCCUGUCCCCCUACAUCCUGCCCGUGUGUCUGCCGCGUGCUGAUACGGCCCGCCGCGUGCUGCACCAGAACGGCACCGUGACAGUGGUGUCAGGCUGGGGCAAAGAGGACGUGGACAGCGCUCGCUACAGCUCCACACUGAACGUCAUCAAGAUCCCGCUGGUGGAGCGCUCUGUGUGCGCGCCCCUCAUGACCAACAACGUGUCGGAGAACGUGCUGUGCGCAGGCGUGUUGGGCAAGCCGUACGACGCCUGCGAGGGCGACAGCGGCGGGCCCAUGGUCACGCGGUACCGGGACACAUGGUUCCUGGUGGGACUGGUGUCCUGGGGCGAGGAGGGCUGCGGGCGCGAGGACAAGCUGGGGAUUUACACCAAAGUGUCCAACUAUAUGAGCUGGAUCUCAGAGGUCAAAGAGCAGUGGGAGCGCACACAGCACAGGCCGAACGCCACGCCCUGA
Molecule: messenger RNA, 1503 nt
Organism: Knipowitschia caucasica
Lineage: Eukaryota; Metazoa; Chordata; Actinopteri; Gobiiformes; Gobiidae
Source: the annotation of a GenBank genome assembly